CCCCUCCCGGUAGCUCUUAUAAAUUACAUCAAAUUGGUUAUCCUCUCCACAUCCUUCUCCUUGAAAAAGAAGCUGUAACUGCAUUUUUAGCCGUAAUGUCAGGACGCGGAAAGCAGGGAGGCAAAGCUCGGGCCAAGGCCAAGUCGCGCUCCUCCCGGGCAGGCCUGCAGUUCCCGGUGGGGCGAGUACACCGCCUGCUGCGCAAAGGCAACUACGCCGAGCGGGUGGGGGCCGGCGCGCCGGUGUACCUGGCGGCGGUGCUGGAGUACCUGACCGCGGAAAUCCUGGAGCUGGCGGGCAACGCGGCGCGAGACAACAAGAAGACGCGUAUCAUCCCUCGCCAUUUGCAACUAGCCGUGAGGAAUGACGAAGAGCUCAACAAGUUACUGGGGGGUGUCACUAUUGCCCAGGGCGGCGUCUUGCCCAAUAUCCAGGCAGUCUUGUUGCCCAAGAAAACGGAGAGUCACAAGCCUGGCAAGAAUAAGUAAUCAGGCCUGACACCAUCCCCUUUCACCCCAAAGGCUCUUUUAAGAGCCACCAAA
Phacochoerus africanus (Common warthog) is the source of this 542-nucleotide messenger RNA. Its product is annotated as histone H2A type 2-B. Gene Ontology annotation, molecular function: structural constituent of chromatin; protein heterodimerization activity; DNA binding. The transcript has a single exon. Lineage: Eukaryota; Metazoa; Chordata; Mammalia; Artiodactyla; Suidae. Bases 96 to 488 code for a protein of 130 amino acids. Gene Ontology annotation, cellular component: nucleosome. The record is from RefSeq and is a predicted model, not a curated record.